CUUACUUUCAAACUCUUCCUCUCCGGAUCCCACCCGCUCGAUACAAACAAGUCCUCAGUAAUUUGAUAGAACGCGCCCCCGUCUUCCACUAUGAGGUCACAGAAUGCUGCGUAUCCAGGCGUUAUCGCACCAGUGUCACCUGUCUGCUCAGCACAACGCAUUGGCGGGGGAUCUCCGUCAGGCUUGCCUCCAAGCAACAGUGCAUCUGCGGCUUCAUCCCACGAGAUUUCGUGCUCAGAUUCAUUGGCAGGCUCGGAAUCCUCAAGUUUUGUUCUCUUCGACCAGGCAUUUCGUGGUUGUUCUUCAACUCGGCGUCGCUUUCGUGUUGGAGUCCGGGAAUCGAGGGCUUGAGAGACGUUUGGGUAGGAUGGUGUUCCACCAAGAACGAUGAGGGCUGGUGGCGAUGGAGGAGGAGUUUGCAGGAGAAUGAGCUCAUCGUCCGAAUUGGAGUUAGCCAUCAAGGUCCAGUCGACGCACCCAGGUUUUCAGCGCAAUCUCGGUGCCUCCGCCUCAGCUUCCCGGCCCUCUCCCUUCGCUUCUAAGAUUUGGGGAUUCGUUGGACCACUCACCUGCUCAAAUACAGCCACAGCAGACGCCUCUUCCCGCUGUGUAUCGGCAGUGGCUAACACCUCCAAAUCAGCGAGUGGCACCAUACCAAACUUACAAGCCAAUCCAUUGGCACUUCAACAGCCAAGAGCGGUCUUUGGGGUCUGGAACACCGCCGCAGUUGCCAAGCAGCAGUCCACCACGAUCCUCCUCUCCUAUAUGCACUUCCGAGCCCGAAGGCUCACUGUUGACCGCUGCUGUGACCUCGGAACGGUCCAGAAAGCCCAGGAAUCGCGUUACCAAGAAGAAUCCGGUCUUUGGAGAGGUCCAGGGUGCAAUGAGAGGAUCGAAGCAUAUCUCCAUACUCAGAAACAAAGCGCUCCGAGAUAAAGUCGAAGUCAAAUCCGAGGCCAGCGCUCGCUUCUUGCGUCUGAGCGCCGACAUCAUUGAACGAUGUGAACGUCUGUCUGUUGAAACCGGCAGCUGGGUUCAUUUCUCUGCUCAGCAUCGAUUUGCCGCAGACCCGUUCCUCCAUUACACAUCGCCUGCGUUACUGAAAGAAGCAAAACAAGAUAUGACUCGAAUCACCAACGACUUCAGCAAGCUAUUCAAGACACUCAUGGCUGCUCGGAACGAGUCGACAAAGGAAUUGCACAAGAAGCUAACUGAAGCACAGGAGAAGGAGAAGGAAGCAGCAGCUGCAUUGGAGCAAUCACAGCAGAAUGUGGCUGACGCUGCAAGACAGAUGGAAAUGCAAGCAGAGGAGCUGCGUGCAAAGGAAUUGGAGUUGGAGUCGUAUAGGAUUCGGCUUCGUAUGGCCCAAGGACAAUCCAAGUAGAUUUUCAAAAUGCCUCUAUCACCGUACAUGGCUGCAAAUGUUAUAUUACACAUUGUCUAACCCUUGCUUUUUUU
This is a messenger RNA of Mycena citricolor, 1458 nucleotides long. The record is from the annotation of a GenBank genome assembly. Lineage: Eukaryota; Fungi; Basidiomycota; Agaricomycetes; Agaricales; Mycenaceae.